Messenger RNA from Galleria mellonella (greater wax moth), 6602 nucleotides. RefSeq names its product xylosyl- and glucuronyltransferase LARGE2s-like. Gene Ontology annotation, molecular function: xylosyltransferase activity; glucuronosyltransferase activity. The record is from RefSeq and is a predicted model, not a curated record. Gene Ontology annotation, biological process: protein O-linked glycosylation via mannose. Bases 464 to 2596 code for a protein of 710 amino acids. Lineage: Eukaryota; Metazoa; Arthropoda; Insecta; Lepidoptera; Pyralidae. The transcript has 13 exons.
AUGUCAAUCAUGCUGCCGACGUCAAUGUCAACUUCUGUUUUAUUCAGUUGCUCUAUGUUUUAUAGUGUUAUUUUACUAGUACAGCUGGUUGCUGUAAUUGCUGUGGCGUUUUAACAAUAUUUCAUUAAUUAUUUAAUAAUUAAUUAGAUGUCGGAAACUAGUACAGUUGAUUAAAAGCAUAAAAACACCUAGGUCAGUGACUUCUUAAAAUAGGGAAUUCAUUUCUGAUUUGUCUUCUAUUCUUGUUUAGUUCUAUACACUAAAAAGUGAUGAAUUGAAUAAAUAAUAUUCAUUGACCUAUUAAAUACGUUAAUCUGAAUAAAAAUCUCUCUCUAGCCAGCUAAAUCAUUUUAGUUCCUAUGAAAAUAUAGAAACAGCAUUACAAAAUAACUAAUUAAUUCAUACUACCUAUGUAUGUUACUCAAAUAAUGGAACACUGUACAAUACAUCUUUAGCAUUCAACAUGAACAUUAGAUCUAAAAAUGUUGUAUCUUGGUUAUUUCUUCGACCCUGGCUAGGGGUACCAUUAGGCAUAUGGAUAGCUGUAUCAGUUGUUUAUUACUGGUGGUUAAUAUCAAGGAUAAGUGUUUUAGAAACACAGAAUAAAGUUUUCAAGACCCAAUUGAGAUUGUCACAGAGUGUGAUGAGACAGAUGUCUGUGGACUCGGUCACUACAUACAAGGUUCCAUUUAUUCCUGACACAAUGGGUACACUCUGUGAAACGGUUCACAUAGCCAUGGUGUGCAUGGGCAAGUGUAUGAGAUUAGUUACACCAAUGAUAAAAUCUUUAUUACACCAUCGCCAAAAUCCACUGCAUUUUCAUUUUAUUGUGGAUGGUACAUCACAGGAAAUAACUAAUAUACUGUUUGAUACAUGGGAUUUACCAGAUGUAAAAUACACAUGCUACGAUGCACAAAACUGGCUGCCCCAAGUGAGAUGGAUACCUAACAGUCACUACUCCGGCAUAUAUGGACUUGUGAAGCUGUUGUUCCCCAGUAUAUUGCCAAAUUCAUUAAAACAAGUUAUUGUACUGGAUUCAGAUUUAACAUUCCUUUGUGAUAUUGCUGAGCUGUGGAAUUUGUUUAGGAAUAUGUCUAAUGAUCAGUUUAUAGGUUUAGUAGAAAACGAAAGUGACUGGUAUUACGACACAGUUAAACAUUGGCCGGCGUUAGGGCGAGGCUUUAACACAGGUGUAAUGUUGCUUAACUUACAAAAGAGCAGAGACGCCGACUGGACUGCACUUUGGCAUGAUGCCAUCAACGAGAACUUAGACAGGUUGAAACACACCACUCUAGCCGACCAGGAUGUUAUAAAUGCAGUUAUAAAAAAUAAUCCAUCAAUUGUGUACAAUGUCAGUUGUCAGUACAAUGUACAAAUGUCAACUAAAACUAUGGCAAAGAAUUGUUACGGUGAAGAUGGAGCUUAUGUUAAGAUAAUCCAUUGGAAUUCUCCUACUAAGUACAAUAUAAGAACAAGGGAUUCAGAUUUUUUUAGACAGAUCCAUCAAUCGUAUGUGAAUUUUGAUGGGAAUCUACUUAAAGAAAAACUGCACAGGUGCUCUCAAGAGGAUGUUGUAACCUAUAAGAUGAACCAUUCUGAUCUAUGCCUUAGUUUCCGAGCGGCCCAACGAGUUAAACUGCGCACGCAUGUUUAUUACAUGGAAUAUAGUUACUCGGACAUAGACAAUUUCGACGUGACUCUAGUGGUUCAAUUGUCUAUGGAUCGACUACAGUUCCUAGAACGACUUGUCAAGUAUUGGGAAGGACCAUUGAGUGCGGCUAUUUACCUAUCAGAUUGCGAUGUUGCUAAAUUCGAGAGUUUUAUAAGCGAUUGGUCAGAUACAUUAAGUACGAGAAGAAAUAUAGGAUACCAUCUCGUUUUCAAACACGAUUCGGUACAUUACCCGGUGAACUAUCUCCGCAAUGUGGCGCUGGAGCACGUGAACACGCCGUAUGUGUUCCUAAUGGAUGUAGACUUCGUGCCGAUGGUGGGACUGUACGAGCAUUUGCGAGAUGCCAUUAGGAUCAUCAACCCUUAUCCUCAAAAAAAGUGCCUGGUGGUGGCGGCGUUCGAGACGCAGCGGUACCGCGCGUCACCGCCUCGCAGCAAGGCGGCGCUGGUGGCGCGGCUGGCGGCCGACGUGGCGCCGUUCCGGGCGCGCGAAUGGCCGCGCGGACACCGCGCCACCGACUACUCGCGCUGGGCCUCCGCCACCGCGCCCUACGAGGUGGAAUGGCAAUCUGAUUAUGAACCCUAUCUCGUAGUGCACAGAACUGUUCCUAAAUACGACACGCGGUUCUCCGGUUUCGGUUGGAACAAGGUGUCACACAGCGUGUCGCUGCGGGCGCUCCGCUACCGACCGGUGGUGCUCCCGGGGGCCUUCGUGGUCCACACGCCCCACGCACCCUCCAGGGACAUCACCGCCUUCCGUGCCGACCCGCACUACCGCAUAUGCCUAGCUCUCCUGAAACAAGAGUUCAUGGACGAUCUCAAGAGGAAGUACAAUGUUACAUUCGAUGAACCCUCUAAGCCAGAUUCCUUAUAUUUGGGACAGGCGAAGAGCCUCCUACUCAAUAUGGCAAAGGAUGGUGAUUGAUUCUACUGAAUAUCCCCUGUUAUAUGGUAUAUGUAUUAAUAUUAUUUUUUAUCAAAAUAAGUUUCUGUAGGGAUGUGCGAAUCAAUAUCGUUACUUUAAUAUCGACAAUCCGAUUCAAACUAUCAACUCUACAGACAAGUAGCAAAUGAAUCUAUCGUGAUAAUCGUUUCGGUUAGCCUUCGAGUGUGAAAGAGAAUGAGACAUUGUGUAUCGCAAUAUUAUUCUAUCUAUUGGGCUUGUUUUAUUUUGUAUUUUUAGUAUCGAUAUCAAAAUAUCCGAUGUUUGGUCCUAAAUAACAAUAUUGGAUAAUAUCGCUCAUCCCUAAAUUUCGACAGUUCUAUUUGUAGUUUUCACAAAUGAUAUAAAUAUUUUUUUUUUCUAACAAUUCUGAACAACUACUUGAAUGAAACAUCAAUGGUAUUAUAUUUUUUUAUUUUUAUUUUUAUAUAUUUAUUUCUAUGUGGAAGAAGCGAGAGAGGUUUGUUUGAAUCGAAGUAUUUGGCGUUCUAUUGUUUUUGCCUACCCUAAUGGAAGACAGGCGUGACAGAUAUGUAUGUAUGUAUUUAUUUCUAUUUUUACUUUCGUGCUAUUAUUUACGGGUUUUAUAUUUACAACUUUAAAAAUAAAAAUAUGUAAUUCACGUAUUUUAAUAUUAUUUACAAUUUAAUAAUAUACAGCAAUAAAUUUUAAGUUAUUAAAAAAAUACAUUAGAGUUAACUAUUUAUUACACAAUACCAAAGUUGUAAAGCGCAAAUCAUGUCUGCUAUGUUGUGUUAUUUGCUUUGCCUCGUUACGUUGUUUAUAAUUAUCUUUAUAGCCAAAGAGCCCGCUGCUGGCCUCUGUACGUAUAAAAUUUUUUAAUGAAACAUACUCAUUAGUUGUUAGUAACAUUAACUACUGUGUUGUCGUCAAGUUAAUUCAACAGCUAUUAUUUGCUUCAUGUUAACUACUUAUAAAAACUAGCCCCAAUAAUAAACGAAUGUUAAGGCUUUAAAUAUUUUUAUAUAAUAAAGAUGAAUUGUUUUUUUUUUUUAUGUAAGAGAUAAAAUAAAAUGAAAAUAUUUGUAUUUUAUAUAUAAUUUAAGUUAAAUAAUGCAGUAUUACAAGUAUCUCAUGUUUUCACAAACAUACAUUACCAUCAUACAUGUAAAUACAUAUUGAAUUGAACAUUCGAAAAUCAACCGACUUUUCAAAAAGAAGGAAGUUCUCAAUUUGGUUGUAUUGUUUUUUUUUUUUUAUUUAUUAUCGUCAUUAACUCCGUCAGUUCUAAACUGAUUUGGAAAAUUCUUUUUUUUUAUCUGAAAGAAACCAUACAAAUUGGUCCUAUACAUAUUUUAUCACAAUCGGUCGUUUAGAUCAGUAAGUGGGACACAAUCUUUAAUUAUACAUAUUGUAAUACAUGUAUAAGUUGUGAUUUUUGUUUGCGUAGAUAUCAUAGCAACCAUUCCAUUCAAAAUAAUUAUCACAAAACGUAUUGCAUUAUUUGUGACAUGUAUGGUAGAAAUAACACGGGGAGGCGGAUAUUAUUAAUUAUUUAAUUAUGGCAACUGGACAGAUUUUACAUUUGAAAUGAAGCUAUUCCUAAACAUGAUCAUAUAUUGAUCUAGUAGUUUCAUAGACGGAAUUCGUAAAAAAGUAAUAAAUUAACUUAUUAUAAUGAAAUAUCAAGUCGAAUCAAUUCCACUUUUUGUUUAUUAUAUUUUCUAAAUUAUAUAAUGCAAAUAUAAUAUGAUAUAUUCAUUAAUUCAUCCUGACGGAUAUGUACGUAUAUUUUUGUACGUAAUUGUAUUUUUUCACGAUAGGCUUCUUGAAGGAAAGCCACUGUAAAAAAGGAAAGUGGAUGGAUGAAGGGGUGUUGAAUAAAACAUUCUAUAGAUAAAAAUAUAAAUGUGAAAGUUUGUAAAGAUGUUCGUAUAUUUAGAAUUUUGUUUCCUAAACACUUUAUGAAUGUAGUACAUAAUGGGAUUAAAAUAACGAUAAUAUGUAGCGUUCACAUUGAGCCAGGUUGGCUACAUGCAUUUUUAUACGUAAUUCAUAAUUAUCAUGACAUAUUAUUUUUACCUAAAUAUUAGCAAUUAAAAAAAUUAUUCUUUUAAGGAUUCCAUAGAAUCAAAAUGUUCGUAUUUCAUGAAUUAAUAAAUAACUUAUGUUCAAAUUUACACAUAAAACAUCGUAAGAUUAGGAAUGUUAAAAUUAUAUAGAUUUUUUUUUUUCAAUUAUGAAUCUCAACAAUUUUCACUGUUAUUAUAGAUUUAAGAACAAUUUCGACCAGUGUUUAGUGUGUAUUUUACAUUCACAUUUACUAAACAUUUCUAUUGUUUCAUAUUGGAUCAAGUUAUUGUACAGAAGGUAUGUCAUAAUAAAAGUACAUAUUUUAUUCUGUCACAUCACAUGCCACACAUUCGAAAGCGGAAAUAUGGUAAUUUUCAACAGUGAAACUGUAUUUUUUUCUGGUUGUAAUUUAUUUUAUAUUUAACUUUAAUAAAUCGGGUUAAGUAACAACAAAACCAAGAUAUCUCAAUUGUUUGUAUCUUUAUCUCAAUGUCUUUGCCCCAGCCAACAUCAAUUCAAUUCGUCAUCGAUGUUUAAUUUUGUGUGCAAAUGUUGAUUUCUGAAUUUAUUAUGUGCUAGAUUACAUAAAUUUUAUAAAACAAAAUAGAUUUUAAUUCAAUUUUUUUAUACAUACUGUACAUUGACUGAUAUGAGAUUAUUUAAAUUCAUUUAAUUUUUCGACUUAAUUCUUUAUUAUUUUUUAAAGAUAUUGGUAUCUAUGCAAUAAAAAAGUUAAAAGCCAUUUCCACAACUCGAGACUUUAUGUGAUUUAUAUGUAAUGUUGGUAUUAUUUAGUUUUAAGUACCUAUAUUAGGUAGUUGAAUUGAUUAUUUUUUAUAUUUGAAUAUGUUGUAUUAAAGAAGCUUUCCAAAUAGCCAAAGAUGAUAAGUAAAUGUUAAAUGUAAUUAAUUACAAAUGAAUAAAUCUUCUCUUCGACAUGAUGCCUAUAAACCAUCUUUUACCAUCGCACCACUCGCUAUAGGAAAGGAAUCUAUCCUCAUACCCUAGAAUUUAAAUGGUCACGCACAGUGCGAAUUUCAGAGAAGAUUUCUCUUACAAAUGCUCUAGUUGUAGAAUGAUCUUCCUGCUGAGGUUUACCCUAGAGACUACAGCAUGAGGUCCUUCAAAAAACCUUAAUAAAGUUUCUGCUACGGUAAUUCCGUUUACCAUCAUACUAGGCGUAUAGUUGUUUGCCAUUAUAAAUAAAAAAUUUAAAUGAGAAAUUUAAAGAUUUUGUAUAAUAUUUUUAGACGUUGUUCUUUUCAAGGUGUUGAUCAAAGUGAAGUUUGCUCCAAUACUCCAGUUUAGACAUGAGUUCGUAAUUAAGUCAUGGCCAAACUUAAAUGUGAUAAAAUAAUGGUAAUCACAAACAAGGACAAACACAACGUAUAGACAAUUAUUAACACCGAAAAUACAUUGAAAAAAUAUAUAAAAAUACGAACCAAACUUGUCUGCAGAUAAUUUUAAUUUAUAUUUUAACGAUAAAGUUAUCUUCGCUGUGUGUUAAUGGAAAAUUGAUUAGUACGAAAAAUGAUAUCGUAGGAUAUGUGCUACACUAUAGAUUAUAUUAUCUGAUAUUGUCGGCGCCAUGCGUGACCUUAAUUACACUCUAUUCCAAAAACAAAAUUUUGCUAUUAUUUAAUAUUGCACCUACAUAUCAACGGAUUUAAGUUGAAUUUUGAUUUGAGUGCCUUGUGUAUUUCUGCAUGUAUCAAGAAAAACUUAAAUUCAAAUUGCGUUAAUUUCUUGACUUAUUUUAUUCCCGUUUAUAAAACACAAUAAAUGUAUAAAUAUAAUCAUUCCUAAUGAAACAAACAUCAGUAUAUUGAGUAGAUAUUAUUUUUGUAAGUUUAUUUUAUUCUUAAGAAUUGUGCAUAAUAUCUAUGUGAUAAUUUGAUGACUAUUCUUUACAUAAUACAUGUAUAUUUAUUGCAAUAAAACAUGAUAUUUUUAA